UGGAGAGGACCAUGGUGACGGAGCGCGGCAGCACGGAGGGGAACAGGACCGAGCGCGUCUGGGUCUGAUCCGAGCCGCGCCCGAGGGCAAGGAAGCGCCAACGGACACCUCAGGGGAGGUCUUACCUCAGCGUGCAUCGGAGCCGAGGCAGGGCGCCAUGUCUCCUGUGCCUCGGAAGGCCAUUCGAUCGCCCGUGUUACCAGAUGCGUGGAACGCAGAACGAGAGAAACGAACCACCAGUUCCCUGGAGUCGGAGCUGUCGCCGCCGGCUCGCCUGCCGCCCUCUCCGCGGCCGUCCUCUGCCUCCCCCGGCCCGGCCCGGGGCCCGGCGAGGCGCCGUCCGCUGGCCGCCUGGCCUCGGGAGGACCCGUCCUCGGCCGUGAGGACUCCGCUGCCGUCCUCUCGGCCUCAGCCGCACAUCAUCGACUCGGAGAGCGCAGCCGGUGGUGGAGGAGGGUUCGACUUUCGGCAGCUGCUGCGGCCGGCCGGUCACGCACCUACUGAGAGUCUGAGACUGAAACGGGGCUGGAGGUCGCGGCCCGAGCUCACGUCGGGUGCUUGUGAUGUGUGAUGAAAGAUGAGGUCACUGUGCAGACAUUUUAGACGUCUCCAAGUAGGAUGACCACUGAGAACGACGGAACUCAAGUCAGGCAGUUUUGAGUUGGAAUGUUUGCGUUAUAUAAUUGUUAAUCCAAGCACCCCACGUAAAAGGCAAAAUAAAUUUUGUUAUUUCAG
Amphibalanus amphitrite is the source of this 735-nucleotide messenger RNA. RefSeq lists its product as uncharacterized. Lineage: Eukaryota; Metazoa; Arthropoda; Thecostraca; Balanomorpha; Balanidae. The transcript has 3 exons. The record is from RefSeq and is a predicted model, not a curated record. The coding region runs from base 158 to 571 and encodes 137 amino acids.